AUGGAUAGUAUAGCUUUGCGUCUUGAAACCGAAAUUUAUCUUCUGGUUCUUUCGAGUCGCCUUUCACCUUCCCGAAAACCACAUGCUACUCAACUUAGGCUGAGUGGAGGUAAAGAAGAAGUGAAUUAUAAAGAGGGCUAUCCGCCACCAGUAUCUCCUCAACAAGUGAAAGACAAAAAGGUCUCAAUCUCCUUCUGCUCCGGAACCUGUCCAGUCCUUAUCUCAUUCCAUUCACUACCCAAGCAUGCAUUGCUAUCGGUCGGUCUAUGGCUGUCUGCCACAAGUCCCAGUGAAGCAGCUCCGUUGAAAAGAGCAGCGGUCAUUCCUGAAAAUGAUGCUUUCUAUACUCCUCCUGCUGGCUACGAGAGUGCCGCUCUUGGAACUGUCCUUAAAACAAGACCUGUGCCUAACUCCUUGGCGGCGUUUAGUCUGUUGCCACAAAAUAUUGCUGCUGCCUGGCAAAUUCUCUACCGCACCAGUGACUCCUCCGGUAACGCACAAGCAACCGUUACCACCGUAAUUGAGCCUCACAAUGCAAAUGCGUCUCGAGUCCUAUCUUACCAGGUUGCAGAGGAUAGUGCUUGGGAAGCAUGUGCUCCAUCUUACGUGCUUCAAAAAGGUUCUAGUCUGAGCGGUGUCGCAACCCAGGCUGAACUCCUUGUUAUGGACGCUGCAUUGUCUCGAGGCUGGUACGUGGUGACCCCAGAUUACGAAGGACCUAACGCAUCUUUCACUGCCGGAUUGCAAGCCGGUCAUGCUACCUUGGAUUCCAUUCGGGCUGUGCUUGCUUCAACUAAUGUUACAGGCAUUAAGGCUAAUGCUGAUGUCGCUCUAUGGGGUUAUUCUGGUGGGGCACUUGCUUCUGGAUGGGCUGCUGAACUACAACCUUCCUAUGCUCCUGAGCUAAGAAUCAUUGGUGCUGCAUUGGGAGGUACUCCAGUAGAUCUCAAUGCGACACUCAAUGCCGUCAACAAGGGUCCAUUUGUUGGUCUUGUUCCUGCCGGUAUCCUUGGUCUUGCAUCGCAAUAUCCCGACCUUGCUGCUUAUGUCGACUCCGUCUUAAUUCCGUCCAAGAAGGCCAACUUCUACAAAGCCAAAAGUCAAUGUCUAGCUGCCGAUAUCAUCCAGUUUUUGGGUCAAGAUUUUAACAGUUAUGUUAACACAACCAACUUCUUGAAUAGCCCAAUUGCUACCAAAGUGCUUACCGAGAACCACAUGGGCAAAUUCGUACCCAAGAUCCCUCUUCACAUGUAUCAUGCUAUUAAUGAUGAAAUCGUUCCAUUCGCUCCGGCAAAGGCGCUCUAUUCUCAGUAUUGUUCUCAAGGCGCAAGCAUUCAGUUUGUAGCUGAUGAGCUCUCCGAGCAUGUCAUUCUUCUGAUCACCGGAGCUGCAGAUGCCAUCUUGUGGCUUCAAGAUCGGUUCAAUGGAGUUACUGCAGCCACUGGUUGCUCCAACAGAACAACGGCCACUUCCGCAUUGGACCCAGGUGCCUUGCCUGUAUUUGGUGAGCUUCUUUUCAACGACUUGGGUGCUCUUGUUGGACUGCCUAUUGGUCCACUUUCUAUUACAUAG
Umbelopsis ramanniana AG is the source of this 1572-nucleotide messenger RNA. RefSeq lists its product as uncharacterized. Gene Ontology annotation, molecular function: triacylglycerol lipase activity. Lineage: Eukaryota; Fungi; Mucoromycota; Umbelopsidomycetes; Umbelopsidales; Umbelopsidaceae. The transcript has 2 exons. The record is from RefSeq and is a predicted model, not a curated record. Gene Ontology annotation, biological process: lipid catabolic process. The coding region runs from base 1 to 1572 and encodes 523 amino acids.